Messenger RNA from Nannospalax galili (Upper Galilee mountains blind mole rat), 812 nucleotides. RefSeq names its product three prime repair exonuclease 2 (gene Trex2). The transcript has a single exon. Gene Ontology annotation, biological process: DNA catabolic process. NCBI's taxonomy places the organism in Eukaryota, Metazoa, Chordata, Mammalia, Rodentia, Spalacidae. Gene Ontology annotation, cellular component: cytoplasm. Gene Ontology annotation, molecular function: 3'-5'-DNA exonuclease activity; nucleic acid binding. The record is from RefSeq and is a predicted model, not a curated record. The coding region runs from base 33 to 743 and encodes 236 amino acids.
UUUGGCCUCGCUGUUCCUGUGAAAACAUCAGCAUGUCAGAGCCACCCCGGGCUGAGACCUUUGUCUUUCUGGACCUGGAAGCCACUGGGCUCCCCAACGUGGAUCCUGAGAUUGCAGAGAUAUCGCUCUUUGCUGUCCACCGCUCUUCCUUGGAGAAUCCAGAGCGUGAUGAUUCUGGUGCCCUGGUGCUGCCCCGUGUCCUGGACAAGCUCACGCUGUGCAUGUGCCCAGAGCGCCCCUUCACUGCCAAGGCCAGUGAAAUUACUGGUCUGAGCAGCGAAGGACUGGCACAGUGCCGGAAGGCUGGUUUCAACGGUGCCGUGGUGCGGACACUGCAGGCCUUCCUGAGCCGCCAGGAGGGCCCCAUCUGCCUUGUGGCCCACAAUGGCUUUGAUUAUGACUUCCCUCUGCUGUGCACAGAGCUACAGCGCCUGGGUGCCCACUUGCCUCGGGACACUGUCUGCCUAGACACGCUGCCAGCACUACGGGGCCUGGACCAUGCUCACAGCCAUGGCACCAGGGCUCAAGGCCGCAAGAGCUAUAGCCUGGCCAGCCUCUUCCACCGCUAUUUCCAGGCUGAGCCCAGCGCUGCCCACUCAGCAGAAGGUGAUGUGCACACGCUGCUCCUGAUUUUCCUGCACCGCGCUGCAGAGCUGCUCACCUGGGCAGAUGAGCAGGCCCGCAGCUGGGCCCACAUCGAGCCCAUGUAUGUGCCACGUGAUGGCCCUAGCUUCGAGGCCUGAGUGGCAGCAUCAUUCACUCAGCAAGGGUCUGAAGCCACAUUCUGGCUCUCUGCAGCACCUGCCUGGCCU